This is a messenger RNA of Lymnaea stagnalis (great pond snail), 577 nucleotides long. NCBI's taxonomy places the organism in Eukaryota, Metazoa, Mollusca, Gastropoda, Lymnaeidae. The record is from the annotation of a GenBank genome assembly.
CGAAUUGAAAAUGGAUUAUUCCGCCGCGACCGAUCAGGAUACGGUUAUAAAUCUGACGAAUCACGCUUAUUUCAAUCUUGCCGGAUCGGGAACGAUUCUCGAUCACAUUCUGGAAAUAAAUGCGGACGAAUUUACUCCGACCGAUGCCGUUUCGAUUCCGACGGGCGAAAUUCGCAAAGUUGAAAAAACGCCUUUCGAUUUUCGCAUCGGAAAGGCGAUGGGCAAAGAGAUCGACGAAGCGGACGAUCAAUUAGAAUUCGGCAGCGGUUACGAUCACAAUUGGAUUUUGAACAAAACGCAAGGCGAAAUGUCGUUGGCGGCAAAAGUGACUGAACCGAACAGCGGGCGAGUUCUGGAAGUUUUGACGACCGAACCGGGAAUUCAGUUUUACGCGGGCAAUUUUCUGGCAGACGGCAAAGGCAAAGGCGGAAAAAUUUACAACAAACGCGAGGGUUUUUGUCUGGAAACACAGCAUUUCCCCGAUUCACCGAAUAAACCGAAAUUUCCGACGACAAUUUUGAAAAAAGGGCAAAAAUUUGCCUCGACCACGAUUUAUAGAUUUUCAGUUAAAAAAUGA